AUGAAGAAGGCACAAACUUGGAUUAUCACUUGCAUUUAUCUUCAACUGGUCCUCUUUAAUCCUCUCGUCAGAAGUACAGGGAUCUGCAAGAAACGUGUCACUGAUGAUGUGAAAGACGUUACAAAAUUGGUGGCAAAUCUUCCAAAAGACUAUAAGAUAGGCCUCAAGUAUGUCCCCGGAAUGGACGUUUUGCCAAGUCAUUGUUGGAUAAGUGAAAUGGUGGAGCAAUUAUCAGUCAGCCUGACUGAUCUUCUGGACAAGUUUUCAAAUAUUUCUGAAGGCUUGAGUAAUUAUUCUAUUAUAGACAAACUUGUAAAAAUAGUAGAUGAUCUUGUGGAGUGCUUGGAAGGACACCCAUUGAAGAAUGUAAAAAAGUCAUCUAACAGCCUAGAACCCAAGAUGUUUACUCCUGAAGAAUUCUUUAGAAUUUUUAAUAGAUCCAUCAAUGCCUUCAAGGACUUGGAGAUGGUGUCAUCUAAAACUAGCGAAUGUGUGUUUUCUUCAACAUUAAGUCCUGACAAUGAUUCCAGAGUCAGUGUCACAAAACCAUUUAUGUUACCCCCUGUUGCAGCCAACUCCCUUAGGAAUGACAGCAGUAGCAGUAAUAGGAAGGCCUUGAAUUCCAUUGGUGACUCCAAGCUGCAAUGGGCAGCCAUGACAUUGCCAGCAUUCUUCUCUCUUUUAAUUGGCUUUGGUUUUGGAACCUUAUACUGGAAGAAAAAACAACCAAAUCUUACAAGGACAGUUGAAAAUAUAGAGAUUAAUGAAGAGGAUAAUGAGAUAAGUAUGUUGCAAGAAAAAGAGAGAGAGUUUCAAGAAGUCUAA
This is a messenger RNA of Pipistrellus nathusii (Nathusius's pipistrelle), 825 nucleotides long. NCBI's taxonomy places the organism in Eukaryota, Metazoa, Chordata, Mammalia, Chiroptera, Vespertilionidae. The record is from the annotation of a GenBank genome assembly.